Molecule: messenger RNA, 972 nt
Organism: Ananas comosus (pineapple)
Lineage: Eukaryota; Viridiplantae; Streptophyta; Magnoliopsida; Poales; Bromeliaceae
Product: caltractin-like
Exons: 7
Coding region: 156-656 (166 amino acids)
Biological process (GO): mitotic cell cycle; centriole replication
Cellular component (GO): centriole; centrosome
Molecular function (GO): calcium ion binding
Source: RefSeq, a predicted model, not a curated record
GUCGCUUUUCCAAGUUGGCCACAAACACGAAAGAAAAACAAAUAAAAGGAGGAAAAGAAAAAAAAAAAAAACACUCUUAUUUCGUUCCAUUUUUAUCUCGAGAGGAGACGCGACUUUGUUUUCAUCGAGGGAGAGCAUCAACAGUAAUCCAAUCCAUGGCUAGUGUUAAUGUAAAGGGACAUAAGAGAGAAAAGCCUCGAAGUCGUAUAUCACAACAAAAGAGGCAGGAAAUAAAGGAAGCAUUUGAUCUUUUUGACAUAGAUGGUUCUGGCACUAUUGAUGGCAAAGAGUUGAAUGUCGCAAUGAGGGCCUUGGGGUUUGAAAUGACAGAAGAGCAAAUUAAUCAGAUGAUUGCUGAUGUUGACAAAGAUGGCAGUGGUGCAAUUGAUUUUGAUGAAUUUGUGUACAUGAUGACUACCAAGAUCGGAGAGAAAGACACUAGAGAGGAACUUAUGAAGGCUUUUCGUAUUAUUGACCAAGAUAAUAAUGGGAAGAUAUCCGAUGUUGAUAUCCAGCGUAUUGCUAGAGAUUUGGGUGAAAGCUUUACUCUUCAGGAGAUUAGAGAGAUGAUAGAAGCAGCAGAUCGCAACGGUGAUGGAGAAGUAGAUGCCAAUGAAUUCAUCACGAUCAUGAAAAACACGAAGUUCUGUAACUAGGUUUCUGCAAACCUUCCUCGAAUAUCAGAAAACUCGAUGGUCGCCCGAUCUUUACACCCUUGAGAUGAUCGGCAACUGCGAUGCAAUAAAUUUGUUUUGCGAGUCCUCUAAACUAUGGAGCUCUUCUGAGAUAACCAUGUUUAUUUCCCUAGUCAGCCUCUUGUAAAUAUAUAACUUGUAGUUCCUUCUUCUAUAACGUAUUUACGGAGUUUCUGUCUAAUGUUUGUGAUGCUUUUUUUUUUAGAUAAAUGGUGUUUGUGUUGUUAAAAAUGGUGAUUUAUACAUGGAAAUGGCAGUUUAAGUUAUUAUGGAAUAA